AUGGCGACGUCCUACAAGAAAACACCCGUUCGCUUGCCCAGUGAAUUCGGAGAAACAUACUCGCGAGAUAAGACGUACUGGCAAAAUCUUGAGUUUCCCAUUACAGUCAAAGAAUACAGUGCUAUAAGCAAUAUACACUACUCACCUGUUGAACCUCAUAAUUAUGCUGCGACAAGUUCAUCCAGGGUUCAGAUUUAUAGUCCACAAACAGAUGAAGUGGUGAAAACCAUCUCUCGAUUCAAAGACACAGCAUAUUGUGGAUGUUUCCGAAAUGAUGGCAAACUACUGAUUGCUGGUGGAGAGGAAGGUCUUGUCAGAUUGUUUGAUCUUGGUAGCCGAUCCAUUCUCAGAACUUUCACUGGUCAUCAGAGGCCUGUCCACGUUAAUAGGUUUACAUCAGAUAACGUCCACAUUAUUUCGUGCAGCGACGACAAGACAGUCAAAUAUUGGGAUAUUCCAAACGAAACAGAAAUCUCACAUUUUGAGGAACAUACUGACUACAUCCGAUGUGGCAUUGUUAGUUCUACCAGUAAUGAUUUAUUAUUAACAGGUUCAUAUGACCAUACUGCGAAAUUGUUUGAUUUCCGAACACAGAGCAGCGUGUUGUCUGUGGAUCAUGGCCAACCAAUAGAGUCUAUAAUUAUGUUUCCAAACUGUAGCAUGUUCCUUACUGCAGUAUCCUGUGAUCACCACAAGAAAGCUGUGGUUAAAUACGCCAAUAUUGUUGUAUUCUGUAGUAUUUCACAUGUUCAGAUAUAUGAUUUGACGACAUAUAAAGCCGUACAUAGUUUGACAUACCCUGGUUCCAUUCUCAGCAUGGCAUUGUCGCCUGAUGAGAGAACCUUAACUGUCGGUAUGUCAGAUGGUCUGCUCAGCAUCCAACACAGAAAAGACGACAAAACAGAGCUGCCUCGAAAAAAAAAUGCAUCACAGCGUAAUUAUCGAUUCUUUGUAAGAAAUAAGCCGAUAUACGAGACGUCAAAGCGGUCUCACAGGUUGUCAAAUCCAGCCAUUGUGGUAAGUGUCCUGCAGGAAUUAAUCAGGCGUAAUGGUUUACAAAUAGCUCUAGCUGGUCGCGAUGAAAAGUGGUUGAAGAUAAUGUUGAAGUUUCUUCAAAAGAACAUCACCAACACAACUUUCAGCACUACGUUAUUAGACGUUACUAAUCAAGUUGUUGACAUAUACGGUCCAACUAUAGCAGAGUCUCCAGACACAGCUUCUUUAUUUCAAAGUCUUCAUAAUAAAGUAGAGAAAGAAUUGCAGUUCCAAGAUGGUUUAUUUGAAGUGAUGGGAAUGCUAGACGUCAUCUUAGGUUCAGCAAGCACACAGGUGGAGUCAAGUGAUAAAACAGAUAUAGACAUUGGAUGGAAUAAUAAUGUAGAUAAAAUGAUGGUUGAUGCGUAGUUAAAUAAAGAUUGAUUUUAUUUAUUAAA
Saccoglossus kowalevskii is the source of this 1433-nucleotide messenger RNA. Its product is annotated as U3 small nucleolar RNA-associated protein 15 homolog. Lineage: Eukaryota; Metazoa; Hemichordata; Enteropneusta; Harrimaniidae. Gene Ontology annotation, biological process: rRNA processing; positive regulation of transcription by RNA polymerase I. Gene Ontology annotation, molecular function: protein binding. The record is from RefSeq and is a predicted model, not a curated record. Gene Ontology annotation, cellular component: nucleolus.